AGAAAAUUGAAAAGGAAAGAAAGUAAAUGGAAACAGAGAAAAAGUGAAGAAAUGGAAAAACAGUAAGAACGAUAAAGCGAAGGCGAAGUCCUUGGUACUCAAACUAAACUUUGAUGAUUCUUCUGCCGUAACGUUUCAUUGAUUUCAGUUUCAAACUCAAAAGUCAAAGCCUCUUCAGCCAUGGUGGUUUCAAUCCCAAAUAAAUAAUCAUUUACUAAUCAACAACGAUGAAGAAAGUGAAAGGGAAAAACAACGGUUUAUUACCGAGUUCCUUAAGGAUCAUCUCUUCUUGUCUUAAGACUGUUUCCACCAAUGCCUGCACCGUCGCUUCCACCGUUCGCUCUGCCGGCGCCUCCGUCGCCUCUUCCAUUUCAUCCCCUUCCGAUGAUCACAAAGAUCAGGUUACUUGGGCUUGUUUUGAUAAACUAGAGCUUGAUCAAUCUAUUUUUAAACGUGUUCUAUUACUUGGUUAUCUCAAUGGAUUUCAAGUACUUGAUGUUGAAGAUGCUUCUGGCUUUACUGAGCUGGUUUCGAAGCGCGACGGUCCGGUUUCUUUCUUACAGAUGCAGCCUUUCCCUGUUGGUUCGGAUGCCAAGGAGGGAUUCAGAAAAUCGCAUCCUUUAUUGGUGGUUGUUGCUGGGGAUGGGGAUGAAGGUUGUGUUGGCCAAAACAGUAGCUCUUUAGGUGGUUUAGGAAGAGAGGGUAAGGUGGAGACUCAAUCUGGGAAUGGUGUCAGUUCUGCCACGGCUGUUCGGUUUUACUCGAUGAAGUCACACUCUUAUGUUCAUGUUCUGAGAUUUCGAUCCGUCGUGUGUAUGAUCAGGUGUUGUUCGAAGAUUGUAGCUGUUGGUCUAGCCUUACAAAUAUACUGCUUUGAUGCAUUGACUCUUGAGAAUAAGUUCAGUGUUCUCACCUAUCCUGUUCCUCAGUUGGGACAAGGAACAAGAGGAGUUAAUGUGGGUUAUGGUCCAAUGGCUGUGGGUCCUAGGUGGCUAGCAUAUGCUUCCAACAACCCAAUUCCCUCAAAUGUAGGAUGCAUAAGCCCACAAAACUUGACUCCUUCUCCAGGAGUUAGUCCAUCAACAUCUCCGAGCAGUGGUAGUUUGGUGGCUCGUUAUGCAAUGGAGUCGAGUAAACAUUUGGCAGCUGGAAUAUUCAAAUACUGUCACGAGUUCCUUCCUGAUGGUUCUAGUUCUCCAGUACCAUCAAGUUCAGGAUGGAAAGUUAGUAGGGUUACAGGAAACGAUGUGGACAACGCAGGAAUGGUAAUUGUUAAGGAUUUUGUUUCUAGAGCUAUCAUUUCACAGUUUAAAGCUCACUCCAGUCCUAUAUCUGCUCUAUGUUUUGAUCCUAGUGGGACACUUCUGGUCACUGCAUCAGUCUAUGGAAAUAAUAUUAAUAUCUUCCGGAUAAUGCCAUCUAGUGCACGCAAGGGUUCAGGGGUUCCAAGCUGUGACUGGAGCGCUACUCAUGUGCAUCUUUAUAGACUUCAUCGUGGAAUAACACCAGCUAUGAUCCAGGACAUUUGUUUUAGUCAUUUUAGCCAGUGGGUUGCAAUUGUCUCUUCCAAGGGGACCUGCCAUCUUUUUGUUUUGUCACCUUUUGGAGGUGAUACUGGUUUCCAAAUUAUUAGUUCUAAGGGGGAAGAGCCCUCCUUACUUCCUGUUUUGUCUCUGCCUUGGUGGUCUACUUCUUCUUCCGUUUCUCAUCAGCAAUCUUUGCAUCCCCCAGCACCUGUUGUCCUUUCUGUUGUUAGCCGAAUAAAGUAUAGCAGUUUUGGAUGGCUUAAUACGAUUCAGAAUUCUACUGCAAAUGUUUCAGGAAAAGUUUUUGUUCCAUCUGGUGCCAUUGCUGCAAUAUUUCAUAAUUCCAUAUCUCACUCACAGCCGCUUGUUAAGUCAAAAGUGAAAUCCUUAGAGCACCUGUUGGUAUAUACACCAUCAGGCCAUAUAGUUCAACAUGAGCUUCUACCAUCGGUUGGUCCAGAACCAAAUGAAAGUGGUUCGAGAACCCAGUCAGCUUCAGCCCUGCAUAUGCAGGAGGAUGAGUUCAGAGUGAAAGUUGAGCCCAUUCAAUGGUGGGACGUAUGUAGAAGGUCAGAAUGGCCAGAAAAAGAGGAUCCCUUCUGCAAUACCUUGGACAGACAAGAUGGUAUUGAUAAAGUUAAAGAGAGAAUGUAUUCUGGUGAUGGAUAUGGAUUUAAUUUUUUGAAUAUAAGUGAUGGUGUAGGGGAAAAGACUGUAAAACCUUCUACAGGGAAGCCUCAAGAGAGAUUUCACCGGUAUAUAUCUAACGCGGAGGUGCAAGUAAAUUUUGGAAGGAUUCCAAUAUGGCAAAAUUCUAAGAUUUGCUUUUACUCAAUGAAUUCUGGGAUAAUUAUUUAUAGUGCUGGUGGUGAGUCUGAAAUUGAAAAGAUCUCCGCCAACGAAGUUGAAAUAAGACGAAAGGAAUUGUUGCCUGUCUUUGACAAUUUUCAUAGCAUCAGACCAAGCUGGAAUGAGAGAGGCCUUCCAGAGGGAAAAUAUUUGGGCCCCGCAUCUCCUGUCCUCCAUGCGACUGAAGACAAGCAAACUGCUGACAUGAUUGUUAUUUGUCACUCAAAACCAGCAUCACUGAGCUCCACCGAAAGCUCUGAUGGAGGUUCAUCAAGAAGGACUGAAAAUUUGCUUGACCUGGAUCAAGUUUCUUCUUGUUUCCAAAUGCUGGGUGAGUUCUAUCUGGAAAGACAGGAAGCAAUCAAUGCUGAGCCAUCUCAGCCUAACAAGACUGUGCUAGAAAAUUUGUCUCCGUCUGGAGACUUGAAGCAUGUGGAUUCUCCAUAUGACCAUUGUCUCAGUGGCAGUCCAUUACUGCAAGGGAGAAAGGUAACCUCCGAAGGAAGGGGUGCUGCAGAAGUUGUUGAGAUUAGUGACGACUCAGCAUUGUUCCUGAAACAUGAUCUAGAUAAGAUCAAUUUUUCGGAAGUGGCCUCUGUAAUGCAAAAUGCAUGUGACGGGCAUUCUUUCCCAGAUGGCAACUGCGAGACUCUUGUGCAGGACGGAAGUAAUGUGUUAGCUGAAGUAGUUACUGAUGAUGUUGACAACAGCAGCAGCAGCCAUGAAAGAGAGCAACCAGAAGAUGGGGAGGAUGAUGAAAUACUUGGUGGCAUUUUUGCCUUUUCGGAGGAAGGUUGAUUACCACAAGAAUCAUUUCAUCAUUUAUCUGUUAUCGCUAAAAGUCUCGGUAAGAAAAUCUAAAAAACAAUGUGCACGUUUGUGAAUAAGAAAUGGCACAUGAGCAACAAUUAUGCUGAUGUGUUGCUCCAAUGUGUGGCCUCUCUUUGUCUCUCCCCCUUUUACAUGCUGAAGAUGGGCAUCUAAAUAUUCUUCAUGGGUUUGCCAACGUUUGGGAAUUGGGAGCUAUCAGUAUAUGUGUGGGUUUGCAGUCAGUCCUAAGCUUAACUUUUAUCAAGCUUGCAUGUUAAUAUGAUUUGGGCAUGAAUUUCGUGUAAUAUAUAUAUAUAUGUAUUUGUUAUGGAAUUUGGCCACGAGAAGAAAUAGAAGUUAUUUUUCCUCAAAAAUAAAAAAUGAAAUGAAAGUCUUAAAAGGUCAUUAUGGGGCUGCUGUGAACCUUCUUUUUUCAGCUCAA
Messenger RNA from Cicer arietinum (chickpea), 3627 nucleotides. Its product is annotated as autophagy-related protein 18g-like. Gene Ontology annotation, molecular function: protein binding. Gene Ontology annotation, cellular component: cytoplasm. NCBI's taxonomy places the organism in Eukaryota, Viridiplantae, Streptophyta, Magnoliopsida, Fabales, Fabaceae. The record is from RefSeq and is a predicted model, not a curated record. Gene Ontology annotation, biological process: response to starvation; autophagy.